Molecule: messenger RNA, 5071 nt
Organism: Camelina sativa (false flax)
Lineage: Eukaryota; Viridiplantae; Streptophyta; Magnoliopsida; Brassicales; Brassicaceae
Source: RefSeq, a predicted model, not a curated record
UUGUCCUUUUCCUUGGAUAUGAUUUUUCUUGCUUGGAAAGAAAACAAGAGAAGAAAAAAAAACUGAGAAAAGCAAACGCAGCUAUAUAAUAAAUUCAGAGUCCGAGAGAGAAGAGAACUACAAUCAAAUCAAAUCUGCAGAGAAAAAUUGAAGAAGGGAGAGAGACUGAGAAGAAGAGAUGCAUCUGUAUAAUGAAUGGUUACCGCCGCCUGUAGCGGAGGAGACGAAGAAGGAGAAAGAGUCCUUCGCUCGUGUCGUCCGUAGCGUCAAGGAGUUGCACCGACCUGAUGAUCCUGAGUCUGUUUACGCCACUCUUAAAUGGAUCUCCGUUAUUGAACUCUUUGUUAGAGCGAAAAGUGAAUUGUCCGUGGAAGAUGUUACUGACCUCGUGGAAAUUGGCUUACAAAUUUUUCAUUCAUCUGAGAAUAAGUUGUAUGCACAGGUUAGAUGGGGUAAUGUUUUAGUCAGACUGAUCAACAAGUAUCGUAAGAAGCUGUCUUUGAAAGUUCCGUGGAUGCCCUUGUAUGAUACCUUGAUUCAUGCACAUUUCAGCAGGAGCCCGGGUCCUGAAGGUUGGAGAUUGAGACAACGACACUUUGGGGCUGUUACUUCUCUCAUUCGUUCCUGUAGGAGAUUUUUUCCACAAGGGGCUGCAUCGGAGAUAUGGUCCGAAUUCAUGUCUCUUUUGGAGAACCCUUGGCAUAAUUCCUCGUUUGAGGGCUCUGGCUUCGUGGCAUUGUUUCUUCCUACGAACCCCGAAAAUCAGGAGUUCUUCUCUGAAAAAUGGAUAAAAAACUGUCUAGAGCUCUGGGAUUCCAUACCAAAUUGUCAAUUUUGGAAUAGUCAGUGGACUGCUGUGCUAGCUCGUGUGAUAAAAAACUGCAGCUUUAUCGACUGGGAGUCCUACUUUCCCAUGCUUUUCAGUAGAUUCUUGAAUAUGUUUGAGGUUCCUGUUGCAAAUGGAAGUGGAUCAUAUCCUUUUUCAGUUGAUGUUCCCAGAAACACGAGAUUCUUGUUCUCUAACAGGACUAAUACUCCAUCAAAAUCAAUUGCACAAUCUAUUGUAUACUUUCUGAAACCUGGAAGUUUGGCACAUGAGCAGUUCAAGAAAUUGGUCAACCUCUUAGAACAAUAUUAUCAUCCGUCUAAUGGUGGCCGUUGGACUUAUUCCUUGGAACGGUUUUUGCUCCACCUGGUGAUAGCAUUCCAAAAGCGUUUACAGCGUGAGCAGCAGGAUCCAGAUAGUCUGUCAGCAGUCUGUUUAGGAAAGCCGGAGAGGAUAGCUUUUGUUGACGUGGUGUUGAAGCUGAUUGAUCGUGGUCAAUAUAGCAAGAAUGAACAUCUUUCCGAGACAGUUGCUGCAGCGACAUCCAUGUUGUCUUAUGUGGAGCCCUCUUUGGUCCUUCCUUUUGUGGCGUCUCGGUUCCAUUUGGCUUUGGAAACGACAACUGCCACCCACCAGUUGAAAACUGCUAUGAUGUCCGUAGCAUUUGCUGGCCGGUCAAUCCUGCAGUCAUCCAUGUCAACUGCUGAAGCACAAGAUCUUGGUGGUGAUGUGGAUGGUAGGAUCAUGUAUGUUAAUGGAGCUGGGGAUCAUCUUCUUCGAUCUCUCCUCGGAAGUUUGAUUCUUUACUAUCCUAUUGACCAGUACAAAUGUUUGUCUCGUCACCCAGCUGCUCCUGCUUUGGAGGAAUGGAUCAGCACCAAGGCUUCUUCCAAGAAUGAGCAGGUGGCACACUCCAGGUGGCAUGUUCCCACCAAAGAGGAAACUCAGUUUGCCAAUGAGCUCUUAGACCUCCAUCUUCAGUCAGCACUAGAUGAUCUUUUGAGUAUUUGCCAAUCAAACAUCCACUCUGAUGCAGGAGACGAGAAAACACACCUUAAAGUGACUCUUUUGCGUAUAGAUUCGACAUUGCAAGGUGUUUUGUCUUGCCUACCUGAUUUCAGGCCAUCACCUAGACAUGAUAUGGUUGAAGAUCCGCCGUUCUUUAUUGCUGGAGCAUCAGGUUCAUGUGUUGGCAGUGCUGAAAUACGAGAAAAAACUGCUGAAACUAUUCAUGCAGCCUGCAAAUACUUGUUAGAGAAAAAGUCAGAUGACAGCAUCUUGCUGAUAUUAAUAAUCCGCAUAAUGGAUGCUCUAGGAAACUAUGGCAGUUUGGAGUAUGAUGAAUGGUCAAAUCACAGGCAGGCUUGGAAACUGGAAUCUACUGCGAUUGUAGAGCCUCCAGCGAACUUUAUUACAGAGUUUCAUUCUAAGGGCAAGAGAAGGCCUAGAUGGGCACUCAUUGACAAGGCGUACAUGCACAACACAUGGAGGUCAUCACAAUCGUCCUAUCAUCUGUUUCGCACAGAUGCGAACUUCUCUCCACCGGAACCCUUGACACUUCUGGUUGAUGAUCUUUUGACCCUGUGUCUGCACAACUAUGAGACUGUUCGAGUGCUUGCUGGAAAGUCUUUGCUGAAACUGUUAAAGAGAUGGCCCCCCUUGCUUUCAAAGUGUGUUCUGUCCCUUACUGAGAACUUGCGAAAUCCGGAUGUACCAGAGCAUGUAGUCCUUGGUUCUUGUGCCAUUCUCUCUUCACAAAGUGUUCUCAAGCAUUUGACGACGGAUCCAAAAUCAUUUUCCUCUUUUCUUCUUGGUGUUCUUUCAAGUUCUCAUCAUGAAUCUAUGAAAUCCCAAAAAGCAAUCAUUGAGCUUUUUGUCAAAUAUAACAUUCACUUUGCGGGACUGUCUAGAAAUAUACUUCGCUCACUGGAAAGCCGUGUUGACGGGUCUACUUCUGGAGAUCUUGUAUCUCAGAUCGGCUCCAUGAGUUUUGAUUCUUCUAGCUUGCAUUGGCGGUACAACUUGAUGGCUAACAGAGUGCUCCUUCUGCUAGCUAUGUCCUCUAGGAUUGACCCAAGCUUCUCCUUCAAAAUUCUUGAUAAAACUGCUGGCCACUUCCUCAGAAAAUUGAAAAGUCAACUUCCUCAGACAAGAAUACUGGCAAUUUCAGCUUUAAACACGCUACUUAAAGAGUCACCGCAGAAGAUGCAAGGCAAGGAUCAACCUUCUGUGUCUUCACAAGAAAAUGCCAACUCAUCCCUUGAUUUAGCAUUGAGCCAAAUUUUUCAAGAAGAAGGAUUCUUCAGGGAGACUUUUGAAAGUCUUUCGCAUAUCCAUAUUACUGACACUGAUAGUUCCUCUAGAAAUCACGGAAGUUCAUCCUUCCAGAGCAUGGCGGACAAGUCAAUCACUCGUUUCUAUUUCGAAUUUUCGGCUUCAUGGCCAAGAACUCCUAGUUGGAUAUCUUUGUUAGGAAGUGAUAUAUUCGACCCAAGUUUUGCUCGUAUCUUCAAGCGAUUAGCACAAGAAUGUGGAGUGCCUGUGUUGAUGGCACUAAAAAGUCCCUUAGAGGAGUUUUGUAAUGCCAAGGAGAGACCAAAACAGUGCGUUGCUGCUGAAGCAUUAGCAGGUGUACUGCACUCUGAUGUUAAUGGUCUUCUUAGUGAGUGGGAUAGCUGGAUAAUGGUUCAGUUGCAGAAUGUUAUUCUUGGCCAAUCAGUAGAAUCCAUACCAGAGUGGGCUGCAUGCAUACGUUAUGCUGUCACAGGGAAAGGGAAACAAGGAACCAAAAUUCCUGUCAUGAGACAACAAAUUUUGGAUUGUAUAGUGGCACCAUUACCACCAAGUGCGACCACCACUGUUGUUGCAAAGCGGUAUGCUUUUCUUUCAGCUGCUCUGAUAGAACUAUCUCCACCAAAGAUGCCCAUAUCAGAAGUGAAGCUGCAUAUCGUACUUCUUGAUGAGUUGAUCUGUAAUAUGUCCCAUUCCUCGGCACAAAUAAGGGAAGCUAUCGGUGUAAUUCUUUCAGUAUUAUGCUCUAACAUUCGGCUGCGGAUGUCAUAUCAACAAGAAUAUCCAUCUGAAGAAGGGAGAACAGAUGUUGAUAGCCGACUUAAGGAGGAAAAUUGGUUCACGUUGAUUAGUGCACGAGCAUCUGAAGCUGUUACAAACAUUCAACAAGCUAGCAUAUCAGACAGCUUAGACACUUCAGCAGAUGUAGAUAUGGAAAGUGCUCAAUCUAACGGCGAUUCUCUAGAUGAUGUUAAAUGGAUGGAGACGCUCUUCCAUUUCAUUAUCUCAUCUUUUAAAUCGGGGAGGGCUUCGUAUCUGCUCGAUGUAAUUGCAGGAUUCCUCUAUCCAGUGAUAUCCUUACAGGAAACAUCACAUAAAGAUCUGUCAACAUUGGCUAAAGCAGCCUUUGAGCUGCUAAAGUGGAGACUUUUCCCAGACUCUCAUCUACAGAAAGUUAUUGGAGUCAUUCUUUCUUCUGCUGAUGACUCUAACUGGCGUAUAAGAUCUUCAACCCUGACAUAUCUGCGAACUUUUAUGUACAGGCAUACUUUCAUCCUCACUAAUGAAGAGAAACAGAAAAUCUGGAAAACCGUGGAAAAGCUCCUUGUUGACAGCCAAGUAGAGGUACGAGAACAUGCUGCAGCAGUUCUAGCAGGCCUAAUGAAAGGAGGAGAUGAAGACUUUGCUGCAGAUUUUCGUGAUAGAUCCUAUGCAGAGGCAAACUCAUUCCAAAAGAGAAGGAACCGGAGGAAAUCAAGUUCAACCAAGUCUAUUGCGGAGGUGCAUGGAGCAGUUCUUGGUUUGGUAGCUUCAGUUUUGUCUGUUCCUUAUGAUAUGCCCAGCUGGUUGCCGGAUCAUGUGACAUUACUGGCUCGUUUCGCGGGGGAACCUACACCUAUAAAAUCGACUGUGACAAAAGCAGUGGCUGAGUUCCGACGAACACAUGCGGACACAUGGAACAUCCAGAAAGACUCUUUCACCGAAGAUCAGCUUGAGAUAUUGGCCGAUACAUCUUCCUCUUCUUCGUACUUUGCUUGAUUUGUGUCGGGGAAUAGAGUGAGUUUCGUCACAACGACUGUAAUACAACUCUUGUUUAAGGAACCACAUCUUUGUAACUCCAACCUUUUAUUGAUUUUUAGUUUUGUGGCCUAUAGAUUUUAACAAUAACAAGUCAUAAAACUCAUGGUUUCGGUUUUUAUUUCACAAGGAAAAUUAGAUAAGAAUUUUUAGAUA